Messenger RNA from Camponotus floridanus (Florida carpenter ant), 1176 nucleotides. RefSeq names its product protein SEC13 homolog (gene Sec13). Gene Ontology annotation, molecular function: protein binding; structural molecule activity. The coding region runs from base 94 to 1035 and encodes 313 amino acids. Lineage: Eukaryota; Metazoa; Arthropoda; Insecta; Hymenoptera; Formicidae. Gene Ontology annotation, cellular component: COPII vesicle coat; nuclear pore outer ring. The record is from RefSeq and is a predicted model, not a curated record. Gene Ontology annotation, biological process: protein import into nucleus; positive regulation of TOR signaling; COPII-coated vesicle budding. The transcript is spliced from 4 exons.
CAAAGGAUGCGCAAUCGAUUCUCGCGCAUGUGCUCCACGUAAAUGACAAGUGCUACGUCAACAUAACCUACGUCGCGUCUUUGCCUCCUCAAAAUGGUGUCUGUCUUAAAUACCGUCGAUACCGGCCACGAGGACAUGAUACACGAUGCCGAAAUGGAUUACUACGGUUUAAGGUUAGCCACUUGCUCCAGUGACAAUUCGGUGAAGAUAUUCGACUUAAAGAACGGCACCCAGAGCCUAGUUGCCGUCCUCAAGGGACACAUCGGACCCGUGUGGCAGGUCGCGUGGGCUCAUCCCAAGUUUGGCAAUCUCUUAGCAUCUUGCAGCUAUGACAGAAAGGUGAUCAUCUGGAAGGAACUGGGAGAAUGGACAAAGAUAUACGAGCACACGGGUCACGAUUCGUCCGUCAAUUCGGUUGCCUGGGCACCGCACGAGUUUGGUUUGAUUUUGGCUUGCGGAAGCUCGGAUGGAUCAAUCUCUAUCCUCACAAACACCGGGGAUACUUGGCAGACCCAGAAAAUAACAAAUGCUCAUACAAUUGGGUGCAAUGCAGUUAGUUGGUGUCCGGCAAUCGAUUCAGCUGUUGAUUCGGCCAACACGACUCAGCAAAGAAGCGGUCCUGUUAAGAGAUUAGCUACUGGUGGUUGUGACAACUUAGUGAAAAUCUGGAAAGAAGAAGGCGACAGAUGGAUAGAAGAAAAUAAACUAGAAGCGCACAGUGAUUGGGUUCGAGAUGUAGCCUGGGCACCAGCGGUUGGACCAUCCAGAGCUGCCUUGGCUUCUUGCUCGCAAGAUCGUCGCGUAGUCGUGUGGACUUCUAAUGAUUACACUAGCUGGACACCAAACGUUCUUAAUGUUUUCGAUGAUGUAAUCUGGAAUGUUAGUUGGUCGUUGACAGGCGGUAUCUUAGCAGUUAGUGGCGGAGAUAACAAGGUUUCUCUCUGGCGCGAAAAUUCCGAAGGACAAUGGGCUUGUAUCUCCGAAUUGAAUAAAGAUCAAGGGAAUCCUAAUAAUCCAGAUCAACGUGCAUUGUAAUGACGUUGAUAGAAAUAAAAUAAUAUUUGUAUAAACAUUAACAUAAAUUUCUUUGAAAAAAUUAAGUAUAUCUUAAAAAACUAAAAUGCAAGUUAUUUACUGCUUAGCAUUUAAACAUUUACAAACAUAUACAAAAUAUAA